Messenger RNA from Ricinus communis (castor bean), 859 nucleotides. Its product is annotated as 21.7 kDa class VI heat shock protein. NCBI's taxonomy places the organism in Eukaryota, Viridiplantae, Streptophyta, Magnoliopsida, Malpighiales, Euphorbiaceae. The record is from RefSeq and is a predicted model, not a curated record. The transcript has 2 exons. The coding region runs from base 213 to 803 and encodes 196 amino acids.
CAUGCCUAAUCUUCCUGUCACAAUUCUAUUCUACUAUUGAACAAAAAAUAUUCCUUCUUGCUUUACAUCCCUCCAAAUAUUCUCCAAGAAUUUGUUCUUUUAUUGCUUUAUUAAAGCACUCUUAUUUUUGUGCAUUAUAAAGCCUGCAACUUUAAGAACUCCCAUCAGGGAAAAAUUCUGAAAUUUUUUCCCGACAAGUGCUAAACCUGCAAAUGACAAGUUGCAGACCACUAGAAGUUCAUACAGAAGAUCAAACACCUCAUAAAUGGAUUGUUUCAUUAACUGAAGAAGUAUUCAGGAGAUUUUUGGCUCAGGGAAAUCCAAUAGUGCAUAAGAUAUUUGGUGAUGGGUCAUUGUUUAGCCCAUUGUUGUUUGGAAAAUAUUUUGAUCCUUCAGAUGCAUUUCCACUUUGGGAGUUUGAGUCAGAUGUUUUGCUGUCUAAUCUUAAGAGCUCUGGCAAGAAUGGUGUUGAUUGGUUUCAGACAGAUGAAGCUUAUGUACUAAAAGCAGAAUUACCAGCAGGAGUUGGGAUAAACACAGUGAGAAUCUAUGCUGAAAAUGGGAAGAUAAUGGAAAUUAGCGGACAAUGGAAGCAACAAAGAGAGUCAAAAGCAAAAGAUUGGAGAAGUGGGCAUUGGUGGGAACAUGGGUAUGUUAGAAGGCUGGAGCUGCCAGAAGAUGCAGAGUGGAGAAAAAUUGAGGCUUAUGUGAAUACUGACAUGAGUCUAGAACUAAGAAUUCCCAAGAACAAUUUGGACUGUGAUACUGAUGAAAAUAUGGCUAAAAUUCCUGAGACAGUGUAAUUAAAAGAAUAUGUCAAGAAACAUGUUAAAUCCUUAUUUGAAGCAAUCUUUUUUAA